Molecule: messenger RNA, 937 nt
Organism: Nerophis ophidion (straightnose pipefish)
Lineage: Eukaryota; Metazoa; Chordata; Actinopteri; Syngnathiformes; Syngnathidae
Gene: sra1
Product: steroid receptor RNA activator 1
Exons: 6
Coding region: 135-812 (225 amino acids)
Biological process (GO): regulation of transcription by RNA polymerase II
Cellular component (GO): nucleus
Source: RefSeq, a predicted model, not a curated record
AUAAAUUGGUAGCCAUGACGUCAUCAUUACGCGCCAGCCGCCGGAAAUAAAACCUCUUUUUUUUGUAGCCUUUAAAUAAACUAAACUGCGUCUUUAACAUUUAAUAAACUUUUUAUUCAUUCCAAUAUUCCAUCAUGGAGGACAUGUACGUCAAACCAGGCAACCAGGAACGAGGAUGGAACGACCCACCGCAGAUGUCGUACGGCCUGCAGAUGGCCCGAGGACCACAGAAGAACCUUCUGAACAAAAGAGCAGCGCUGCCUGGUGUGGCGCCACCCCCCAAGACUCCUCAAGCCAGUCCUCCAAGUGCACCCCCCUCUUGUGGUGUAGCCCCGCCUCCUACAGCCCGCCUGGCUGGCUGGAUGGCCACGCCUCCUGCUGCUGCAAGGCCAAUGAAGAGUCCGGGUGACGACGACGGCGGCCAAUCCGAGGGUGAGCCCUACGUGGAGGGCGUGGUCCAGGUGCUCCAGCAAGCCCUGGCUGCGUGCAGACGUGAAGUCACACCUCAGGUGUGUAGUGACGUGGAAAAGAGACUCCGCCUCUUUCAGGACAGUUGGACUCUACUGAGUCUCCCUGUGAGGAGACGCAUGAAGUCAUUGUCUCUAGAGCUGCAGGCUGGUAGGUGGGACCGGGCCGAUGAGCUCCACCGCUCCCUGAUGGUAGAUCAUGUGACCGAGGUGAGCCAAUGGAUGGUCGGUGUGAAGCGACUCAUCGCCGAGACCAGAAAACUUAGUCCGGAAGCUUUAGAAGUGCUUAAGGACUCUGAAGGACCAACACUGGACUCUUCACAGAAUGACAUGUUGCACUCGUGAUGUCAUCGCACACUCCAUGUUUUCAAAACCAAAGCAGCGAGGUCAAAGGUCGCUUUUGUCUGUGUGCUGUUGAAAGUCGUUCAUCACUAAAAGGACAUCUGACAAAAUGAAAACGCUUCUCCAAA